AUGAGAGCAGCUCAGGGAUACAACAGAAUCUCGCUGAUGAAAGGAUCCACGCAGAUUCAGAAAACAACCCAUUCCUGGUUACCGUCAACCACAACAAAGAGCGGGUUACGGCGACCCGACUAUGGACCUAUGCAGUCGCAUGUUCUCAUGAAGCAGUCCACAGCAACAACUCAUGUCGUCUCACGAAGGACGUUGGUCGAUGAGAGUUUGAUUGAGGCCAUGAUGCAGACAACCCUCAGAGUACCUGGAACAGGGAGCACGAGUGCUACAACAGCGUCCCACAAGAACGACGAUGUUGCAAACCAGCGAGCAGCCGUAGAAGUUUCAGGAGAGCCAUCACUUUGGGAUGAUACCUUGUUUCCUGCCACUGAUAACUCAGAGUUCGCCAACCCACCACAGACUCCAAGGAGAGAGUCAAGGACGUUCUCGAUGGCGCCAGAAUCAGGACGAAGAACUCCUCGGCGGCGGCGAUCAAGAUCGAGCAAUCAACAUCUCAGGACGACCCCUAUCAAGGCUCUUGCGGAUGCCAACGAGGCUCGCGUCAACAGGCUGAUCAUGGAGGCGAACAAGCGAGGUCGUGUCGGGAGAGACAAGCAUUCUCCCAUGGGAAUUCUUCGACAGCUCAGCAGAAUUCCUGGAUUCAACCCUGCUCCAAAACCAUCACCAGACAGGGAGCCCAUCCCAGGAAGCGCGAAUUGGAGGAAACUCACGCCCAGGUCAACCCGCACGAAACACAUCGACAUGUCAGGAUCUAUCGACAACCCAUUCAAAUCCUUGUCCAUCAACAAAGACUCAUACAAGGACACAGAGCUGACCUCCAGGAGCACAGACCCAACCCCUAGGAGCGUAGAUCGCGCAGGCAUGUCAACUGCAAAACGUCGCGCAUUAGACCGAUUCAUGGACGAUAACCCUUUUCUUACUUCCGAGGAUUACAACCGGCUGUGGGAUGAGGAGGUGGACAUGGCAAGGAACCAAUUGAUGAAUAGUCGAGAGUCAUUCGGAUUGACUUUCUCAGGCGGCGAUGGAGAGCUGCUACUAGGCGAUGAUGAUACAAGGGACCUAAGCCUGGCGGCUCAAGAUCUUACAGACCAAUUCUUCGCCCAAACUCAACGCGAACGCAGCCAAGGAGCGAUGGAUAUUGGUGAUAUUACGGGUCACUCGGGGAAAGGAUUUGACGAUCCAGAAGCGCGUGGGUCGGUCGAAGACCAAAUCCAGGGAGGCUCUAACCAGUUGCGAGGCGCUCAAGGAAGCAUGGAUGCCAGUAGGGCUAUUAUUUCGACACGGACCUCGGGUUUGCUUCGUCCAACUGACCCAUCAGGUACACUUGAGAGUGAAUUGCGAGGAUCAGAAUAUGAUGCAGGGGAUCCGAGUGGGAGGAAACAGAGCGGACUCGUGAGUUCUGACGACAUUCAAGUGACCGGAGUUGGUCGUCAGGGUCAGGACAAGGAUAUGGACGUUGACUUGAACGAUGGUUGGGAGGACAUCCCAGACGACGAGCUGACGCAGGAUUUCUUGAGCCAGCUGGAGUCGCAAGCUUUUGCAACAACGGACUCUGCAUCUGGCGUUGUUGAGGAGGAUGACCACAGAGGAACUGGUGAGGGUCGGGACCACUCUACUGACCGUGUUGAUGCUGUUGACGCAGAGAUUAUGGACAAGGAGGGUCUUGCCGCCUUCGAUAACGAUCAGGACAUGGAGGCCGUGAACGACGAUGAACAAGAAGCAGGCUUUGCCCGUCUUGACGAUCUGACCCAGGAUGUUGACGAACAACUCGGUAACGCUGACGGUUCGCCUCGAGAUGUUGAAAGACUGAGUCCGAAUGCUAUUGAGCAACUCGGAGAAACUGAGGUGAAGAGCCCGGGUGCUGACGAGAAGCUUGGUGAAGCUGGCGAGCAGCUCGACACUGAAGAUCAGAACCCGGACCUCGACGAGCAGCUUGAUGAGGCUGACGUGCAGAAUCCGGAUGUCGUUGAGCAGCCCGAUGAUGCUGAGGAGCAGAACAUGGAUAUCAACGAACAACUCGACGUCGAGGAACAACACGAUGAGGCUGAUAGGCAGAAGCUGGAUGACGACGAGCAACAUGAUCUUGACGAACAACUCCAUGAUGCCGAUGGGCAUAAACCGGAAGUUGAUGAGCAACUGGAUGACGUUGACGGCCAGAAGCCGGAUGUCAACGAACAAAACCAGGAUAUCCCAGCAGCAGCAGUAGGCGAUGAAGAAGGGCCUUUGUUUAUUAAUGGCGACAAAGGGGACAUAGCACCCCGGAAUGAUGUGGAAUACGAGGAUGGAUACAUGAAUGUCCAUGAGGAAGACCAUAUUGAGCAGCAGGAACACGAAGAGCAGCAUGGCAAGACAGGAGUGGAGUACUUUGACGAUUUUCCCAGUGAGCUGGGAAUCAUGUCCAAUGGCAACAUUCUUCGAACAACUGCUCCUCCAAAACCCAGGAAAAUUGUCAGGUCACACCUGUUCUUUGAGCAAACAUCGAACGAUUUGGCAGCCUACGCAGAGCACGCCGGCAGGAGGACAGUCGACGAGACGGAUGUCGAGCUGUUGAUGAAAAGAUUGCGGAUCCUCCACGACAAGGUGUCGAUGGAGUCGCUGCUCCAACGGUACUUGCCUCGUGAGCUGAGAGACAAAGUUCUCUUCCCAGACGACAUGCCAGGUGCCCUACCGAUGCCAGAGCCUCAGCCUCCAAGUCAAGACCACUGGCACAAUGACCCCACACCAGGGGGACAACCUGCAAGUACUGCUGCGUACAGUGCUGCAACUCGCACACCCACUCAGUGCAACCAAAGUGCCCUUGACAGCGCCAGCGCCAGAUUAACCGCUCGCUCAAUCGCCGUCACUUGGUCUUCGUCCCCAGUACGACAGGUCCAGCCUCAAGCUCAGAGUCAGAUGUCUGCUCGCAGUCAGGGUCAGAGUCAGAAUCAAGGCAGAGGAAGAGGGAGAAGGAGAGGAAGAGGUCAGAGUAGCACUCGGGAGAGUAAUCAAUUCUUCACCACCCAAUCCCGAACUGCCGCCACAGGAACCGCACCUUCAGAUGUCUACUCGGUGGAACAUGGUCCAGCACCACUCGCUGGAGAUGGCCUUUCAAGCAGCGUUCCAUCAUCACCGGCACCUUCUUUCAGAUCCGGAUACCCGCCUCUUCAGACAGAUUUUCUCGAUCCUCGCUUUGUGCAAGACGUGCGAGCUGAUGACAAUGCACCGGAGUGUUCUUCGGCAUUUGGUUAUGAUCGAGAGGCGUCCUCGGGGCCAUCGCACAGGCUUGAGUUUCAAGGCGAUCCUGUUGGAACUGACUCGCAGUGGACUGGUCCUGACAACUCGGACUCUAACUUGCUCGGACAGCCAUUUUCCAGCCUGACUCUUGGCAACGAGAUCAUUUUGGCUAUCAAUAUGAGGGGUAAGACGCUGGGUGGAGCGUAUUAUGAUGGAGCGGCCUCCAAGUUGUUUGUGAUGCAAGAUACGCCCGACUGCAAUGCAGUUGACAUGGUCGAAACAAUCAAAGGUCAAGUCCGGCCAAUGUUGAUCUUGACGAGCACUCGGCUGGAAGAAUAUGUGGCCGAUGCGCUGAAAUGGAAUGAGGAUGGCAGCGAGAACAAGUUGGAGAUCCGACCUGGUGGAGAGUUUUCUUACCAGUUGGCAAAGACCAAGCUCAUCUCUAUCGUUAUGCAGUUCAAGCAAUCAGAGCGAGCUUCUACUGCCUCAGUGACACAUGGGUCCUCGCACGCCUUCCAUGGAUCGGCCGAUAUAGAUGAAUCGGCGCAGCGGGAUGCGCAGAUUCAGCUGUUGAAUCUGAUCGACCUUGAGAGCAACGAAAGCGCUUGGCAAAGUCAUAUAUUCAUUCAGAUCCUCACUUUUGUCUAUGUUAGUGACUCGUUCAUGUAUAUCAACAAGAACACCUUGAGCUCGUUGCAAAUCUUCGAGGACGAGUCUCACCCAAGCAUGCACAGCAGUAUUCGAGGCCGCAAGGAGGGUCUUUCACUCUUUGGUCUACUCAAUCAGACAAAAACCUCUCAAGGACGCCACCUGCUUAAACAAUGGCUUCUCCGACCCUCGCUGAACAUGGCCACGAUCCGCGAGCGCCACCAAACUGUGGAGUGCUUUGUUCAGACCGAGAAUCAGCCGACCGUCAACCAGCUUGCUGGCGCCCUUUCGCACAUGAAGAAUAUCCCAAAAGUGUUGCAAACAAUGUCGCGAAAGGCUACCAUCAACGACUGGCGGGCGAUCCUGGAAAUCUCCAAUGUCUCGCAAGAAAUCUUUGUCGGCGUCUCACCAGUUAUCCAGGGGGUACAUGCUCUUCCUGGAGUCGGUCAGCGCUACUUUGCGGUGGAGGAGCUCGUGAACAUGGGCAAGAACAUCAACGAUGUGGUAAGCAGCGCCCCACGGCUGAUGAACUCUAGGUUGGAGAGUGAAAAAUAUCAACUUGAUUUCGACGAGAGUGUGAUCGAGGGUCGCUGCGUGGUAAAGAGAAACGUGGACGAGGAACUGGAUAGCAUGCGCAAGAACUAUCAUGGACUCGACGUCUUUCUUUCCGAGAUCGCCAAGGAGAUUAGCGUCACCAUACCUUCGGACUUUACUUCGAUUAUCAAUGUUAUUUACUUCCCACAGCUGGGUUACCUGAUUACGGUGCCUAGGAACCCAGAGUGGAAGUCUGAGGAGGAUUAUCAACUCGAGGGACUCACCGUACAGUUCAGCACGGAGACUACCGUCUACUACAAGAACGCGACCAUGCGAGAACUGGACGAGCAUCUUGGCGAUAUUCACGGGCUCAUUGUCGACCGCGAGAUUGACAUUCUUCAGGCGCUCCAAGAACGGAUCAUUGAAAACUCGCAGUUUCUUGUGACAUGCAGUGAUCUCUGCGCAGAGCUCGAUGUGCUGGUUUCAUUGGCACGAGUGGCAAGACUGCACAAUUACCGGCGCCCUACGAUGGUGGAGGGAACUAUCCUCAAAAUCACGAAUGGAAGACAUCCGCUGCAGGAGAUGGUGGUUGACUCGUUUGUGACCAACAGCACGCAGAUUGGAAGCAUGGACCAAAAUAGCGCUUCCGCUCCAACUGUUGUGACUGGAGCAAAUACAGACUCGCGUUCGUCAGAAACGGGAGAUGCUCGUGUUGAGAACCGGGUCACCAUCCUCACCGGCCCCAACAGCUCUGGCAAAAGUGUUUACUUGAAGCAGGUUGCAUUGAUUACCUUCAUGGCACACGUCGGAAGCUUUGUGCCAGCAGAUUCGGCGGUCAUUGGUAUCACUGACAAGAUCCUGACUCGCAUGCAGACGCGUGAGACCGUGUCAAGUAUCCAGAGCGCGUUCAUGACUGAUUUGCAGCAAGUGGCCCUGGCGACCCGAAUGUCAACUGCACGAUCUUUGGUCUUGUUAGAUGAAUUUGGCAAGGGAACUACGUCUACUGAUGGCGCAGGACUGUUCUGCGGCGUAAUUGAGCAUUUCGCUAGGCUGAACGAAGAGGGCCGACCAAGGGUUUUGGCAACGACACAUUUCCAUGAGCUGUUUGAGAAUGACCUGAUGGAUCUGAGUCUGCCCAUCUCGCAGUACACGAUGGAGGUUUACCAACAGCCAGAUUGCAUGGAAGCUACUUUCUUGUUCAGAGUUGUGCCAGGCAAAACUCCGUCGUCCCUUGGACCAGCUUGUGCGGCUAUGGCCAGCAUGCCGACGCACAUUGUCCAGCGAGGAGUACACCUCUCGCAGCUCUUCAGACGCUACGAGAACGUGGUCCCGCAUUUGACAGCCCACGAGAAGGAAAUGGAAGGCUUGUACGAGCGGCUGAUUGAGAUGUUGUUGCGCAUGGAUUUGGAAAAGGAGCAAGCAUUGGACUUCUGGGACAGAUACAAGGGUAUGGCAAGUACUGCUGAUGACGAAAGUGGAUCGCUGCAGACCAGGAGCAGGAGCGUCAAGGUAGAGAAGGGUAGCGGUGCAGCUGCUGUCUCGAACAUGACCCCAAGCGGUGUUGACAGCGGCAGCAACAGCAGCAGUGACGCAGGCAACAGCAGCCUUGGCAAGCGCAGGUACGAUGAUGGUUCUGCUCUUGAAGAAGGCGAGAGCGAGGAGAUUGCAGCGGCUUCAGAGGCUACCGGAGCGAUGAAAACUGACCCCGACAACGCUAUGCGAGAUGCGCUACAUGAGCUUUUGGAGCUUGCCGCCGAGAUUGGUCGCAAAGAGCACGAAGAGUAG
Messenger RNA from Linnemannia hyalina, 6180 nucleotides. The record is from the annotation of a GenBank genome assembly. Lineage: Eukaryota; Fungi; Mortierellomycota; Mortierellomycetes; Mortierellales; Mortierellaceae.